AUGUCCGCCAGCAGCAGUAUUGUAGACGCCCUGAUCAUGGGCGGAGGUCCCGCUGGCUUGAGCGCUGCUCUGGCUUUUGCCCGCCAGAACCAAACUGCUGUGGUCUUCGACAACGGCCAAUAUCGCAAUGCGGCCGCUGAUUACAUGCAUUUGAUCCCGGGAUGGGACCACAAACCUCCCAGUGACUUCCGCGCCGCUGCUAGAUCACAGAUGACCGACUCGUACGACGUCAUUCGCAUUCUGGAAGAUACCAACGUUGCCACGGCCCAGAAGACGGAGCAGGGAAUCUUUCAGCUCUCAGACGAAGCCGGAAGAACAUGGAGUGGGAAGAAGCUGAUUCUUGCCACUGGCGUCGAGGAUGUCAUGCUGGACAUUCCUGGGUAUGCCGAGCUCUGGGGCAAAGCCAUCUUUCAUUGUCUGUACUGCAAAGGCUAUGAGCAGCGAGGCGCGUCUGCUGGUGUUCUUGCCGUCGGCCCGCUAGGAAACGUCAAUACUGCGCUUCACAUAGCCCGUCAAGAGACGGCUCUGAGCAAACGGGUCACGCUCUAUUGCAACGGCAAUGAGACUCUAGCUGCCGAAAUUGUUGCGGGUUUCGGGACCGCAACAAACAUGAAGACGGAUACGCGAAAGGUGAAGGAAUUCGCCGCCGGCAUUAGUGGUAAAGGUAUUGUGAUUCGGUUCGACGAUGGAUCGGAAGCAGUGGAGGAUUAUCUCGCUCAUCAGCCGCCUACGAGGCCUAGAGGUAAUCUGGCUGAUCAACUUGGGCUCGAGAAAGCACCCAACGGGGAAGUCAAGGUCUCAAGUCCCUUUCAGCAAGCCAGUCUGCGUGGAGUUUUCGCCGCGGGAGACAACGGCGCCAUGCUGAAGAACGUACCAAAUGCAGUGUUCAGUGGUCAUGUCGCGGGACAAAUGGCAUCCACGCAGCUUUUGGCCGAUUUGAAUGGCCAAAAGUCGCUUUUCCCUCUGUAA
Molecule: messenger RNA, 969 nt
Organism: Metarhizium brunneum ARSEF 3297
Lineage: Eukaryota; Fungi; Ascomycota; Sordariomycetes; Hypocreales; Clavicipitaceae
Gene: tcpT
Product: Thioredoxin reductase tcpT
Biological process (GO): cell redox homeostasis
Molecular function (GO): thioredoxin-disulfide reductase (NADPH) activity
Source: RefSeq, a predicted model, not a curated record